Molecule: messenger RNA, 3707 nt
Organism: Nerophis ophidion (straightnose pipefish)
Lineage: Eukaryota; Metazoa; Chordata; Actinopteri; Syngnathiformes; Syngnathidae
Gene: zfand4
Product: zinc finger, AN1-type domain 4
Exons: 10
Coding region: 1062-3086 (674 amino acids)
Molecular function (GO): protein binding; zinc ion binding
Source: RefSeq, a predicted model, not a curated record
AUAGCAAGGGAUAGUUUAAUUUCACAGUGUGCUUUUUAUCUAUUUACCUGAAGGUUACACGGGGUAUUGAUUUUGACUUCACUGCCAGGUGAAGUGUCGUCUUUACCAACUCAUUUAGAUUAGAAUGGCCUUCUGUAACAUUCUUCCAAGCCAAAAAUCCCAGUGCCAAAACUAAAUACCGUAUUUCCUUGAAUUGACGCCGGGGUACGAGUUAAUUUAAAACCUCUUCUUACUCCGGCGCUUACCAAAGGAAUGCGGUAAAGGCGAGCAUGCGCUAAUUAUUUUCAAAACAUCUUCUCACUCCGGCACUUACCAAAGGCAUGCGGUAAAUUUAGGCCUGCGCUUAACAGUUUGAGUGUGAUGUAAGAAUACCAUCAUGAAAAGCUCAUUUAAAGGCCGACUGAAAUUAGAUUUUCUUAUUUAAAGGGGAACAUUAUCACAAUUGCAAAAGGGUUAAAAACAAAAAAAAUCCGUUCCCAGUGGCUUGUUGUAUUUUUUGAAAUUGUUUUCAAAUUUUUACCGGUCCCGGAAUAUCCCUAAAUAAAGCUUGAAAGUGCCUUAUUUUCGCUAUCUUCGAAACCACUGUCCAUUUCCCUGUGACGUCACACAGUGCUACCAAUGUAAACAAACAAUGGGAAAUACCACAGCAAGAUAUAGCGACAUUAGUUCGGAUUCAGACUCGGAUUUCAGCGCCUUAAGCGAUUCAACAGAUUACGCAUGUAUUGAAACAGAUGGUUGGAGUGUGAAAGUAUUGAAGAAGAAACUGAAGCCAUUGAGCGAAUAGCUAUUGACGCUAUUCAUAGCCAUAACAUGGCCGAAUAGCUGCGUUAGCAUCGCCGGUAAAAUGUGCGGACCAAACGAUCAGGACUUUCGCAUCUUCUGACACUGGAGCAACUUAAAUCCUUCGAUUGGUGUGGUCAUCCCAUCACAUGAUGUGUGACUGUUCCAAAGUCAGGAAGACGAACCUGUCCCUCUCUCCCUCAGCUUGGGCCACACCUCCACGUUGGCUGUUUUCCUAAAGUCCUUGUCACCCUGCCCCCAAAGAAAAACCCUGAAUCGACAUGACCGACAGGAAGGAGCCGCCCUUCUUCAAUGACGACCGAGUGGGUGCUUUUCACUACAAGCUUCCUCUCUACGAUCCCAUGGAGCUUUUCAUCGAGACGUUGACUGGGACGUGUUUCGAGCUACGAGUGUUGCCCUUUGAGGCCAUCAUUUCAGUCAAGGCCAAGAUCCAAAGACUUGAAGGCAUCCCAGUUACCCAGCAACACCUCAUCUGGAACAACCUGGAGCUGGAUGAUGAACACUGUCUACACGAUUAUGGCAUCUCAGGGGGCUGCACUUUGAAGCUGGUCUUAGCUAUGAGGGGAGGUCCAAUCAACACCAGGAGGGUAACCAUGGAGGACACCAUCAAAGACGUGAUUGAGCCGAUGGAGGGCACAAAGGAGGAGGGUUGGGAGAAAAGUUUGGCCAGCAAACAGGUCACGUUUGUGGUCUAUCGUGAGGGCGAUCAACUCAACUUCUUCCGAGUGGUUGACAGGGGAGAUGGUUCCCUGACUCCUCUUUCAGAGUCUCUAAGUGGCGGCUCAGUGUACAACAUGUGUGCUGAGGAUGGUGAACGUUCUGCAGCUGCUCAGCAAAGCCUUGAGAAUUCGAUCACUAUGAACAAAAUGAAGCUGCUCAAGGCCAAGAUGGAAGACAUGAACCUUAACAAGAAGCCGAAGAAGUCGAGUAAGGCAAAGCCACGGCCACCCGUCCAUCCAGCGCCUUCCAGCACACGUCACCACCAACGCCUCCUGCGCUCCCUCCCUCAGAUCAAUAAGCCUCUCCAGUCCAACGGCCAACUACCUCCAAUAGCGGACCAAGAGCUCCUAGAUCCCUUUCCGCCCCCUGCUGCUAUGGCUGCCUCCUACUUGUCCUUCCCUCGACGUCCGCCUCCCUCCGUCCCCUCGCCUUCUUGCUUUAUGCUACAGGAGGAGGAGACGUGCCCGCCGUUCACAAAAAUCCGCCCCCCUCCCAAAGUAUCCCGCCUGGACAUUGGCAGCACAAGGUUGAUGAGGGAUUGUGUGUACCCUCAGCUCCCCCCGCUGUGCACCAGAGGCUCACCCGACGCCGCCUUUGACCCGGUGAAGCCGGUCGCAGAGCCACUCGGGAUGAGUUUAUUGGAAGAAGGGCUGGUGGCGCCGCCGCCAACUGCAUUAUUUGGGGAUCCUCUGAGUCUGGAUUUGUCCACUCAGCCCGAGGAGGCUUGUCAAGCCUUCGAGGUCGGGGCGCAGCUGUCCCCCUCCCCACUCAGUGCUUGGACACUGGGGCCCCGUGGUGACACCCUGACCAGCAGAGCAGAUGUAACGCAGCUUAGCACUUCAUUCCAUUUAAGCCCCCCAUCGCCGUCACCUGCCUCCAGCUCCCUGAAAUCCCGUUUACAACCUUUCGACUCCAUGGUCGCCCAAGUAAAACAAGGCAGUUCAUCAAGUCACCCAGCGCGCCUUCACGGUAUUAAAGUGGAUUCACCUAGCAAGAGGCCAGAGCUUCUAUCCAAGAGGGAAGCCAGGUGCAUCACGAAGAUGGCGAAUCAAGCUUGCAGAGAGCAACUGGGCGACUCUGAGCUCCUUUCUGCAAGGCACGUAGACGGCCACAGUGGAAGGAGAGGAAUGGGGGCGCCGCUAUCUCCCGCUACUACCAUAGGACAGAGCAUCCUCGGGUCCAGUCCACCAGGACCCCUCCAGGAUGAUGCAACGCGGCAAACGUCAUCUUUGCACCGAGCAGCAGCCUUGCACACGAUCAACAAAUGUCUGGCACCAGGUAGGGGAGUCCCGUCACCAUUUGGGAGGAUAGGAACUCCGACAUACCACCUACCUCCGGUCAAGGCCCCUAUAGGCAGCAAGAAAAAGAGUUUCAAUCACUGCUUCCUCUGUGGCAAGAAGACUGGACUGGCCACCAGCUAUGGGUGCAGGUGCGGUAGCAACUUCUGCGCCACUCACCGCUAUGCAGAAACACACGACUGCUCUUACGACUACAAGAGCACGGGGAGACGGUUCCUGCAAGACACCAACCCUCUCAUCAGCGCUCCCAAGCUGCCUAAGAUCUAGAAUCUUCCAGCGUCUCCUGUUAAAAGGACACAUUUAGUAAAGCAUCCAGACUUUUGAGGGACUUAAUGGAAGGGUCUUACUCACCAAUGUGUGCUUUGUCCCUCCACAGUCGAGUUGACUUCGGACUGAAGUUCAGCAAAACGUGAGUGGAUCAAGUGAAACCUUUUCUCACGCAUGGACGUCGGGGUCAUGUCAAAUGUCUGCCGCAUGUUCCGGCAAUUUCCAUUUUGGCAGCCUUCAAGGAAAAACAAUAUAGAACCGCUGAUUGAUUUUUGCUCGGACACGUUUGGACCAGUUGCACUUUAGAACAUUUUUAUUAUUCCGAUCAUGAGCUGAAGGAUCUUUUUAUCGCCAUUUCUGUGUUGUCGUCUCGUCUCACUACUUAUGCACAUAUAAUUUUCCUUAAAAGAGAAGAACAAGUUAUUUAAAGUCAAGUUUGAAUUGCUAAUGUUUGUCGGUGUGAAUGCUGUAAUGUUUUAACUGUGUAUGGUAUUGGGGGUUAGCUAAUCGUCAGUUUAGUAAAGACGCCAUAAGGAUCUUUUCUAUGUCUUUUUUACGCUAUUGAACACUGUGCUCAUUUUUGCAGGGCUUGGAUCUAAUAAAGUUCUUUUCCAUACUUAA